Molecule: messenger RNA, 5779 nt
Organism: Mauremys mutica (yellowpond turtle)
Lineage: Eukaryota; Metazoa; Chordata; Testudines; Geoemydidae
Gene: ITGA3
Product: integrin subunit alpha 3
Exons: 25
Coding region: 194-3406 (1070 amino acids)
Biological process (GO): cell-cell adhesion; cell adhesion mediated by integrin; cell-matrix adhesion
Cellular component (GO): external side of plasma membrane; integrin complex
Molecular function (GO): integrin binding
Source: RefSeq, a predicted model, not a curated record
UGUUCCCCGGAAGAAAAGGGCCGAGCCGCCCCGCGCAAGGUGGGGAGGAGGCAGCUCGCUCGCUCGCUCCUCCCCCGCUCGUGCAGGCUGGAGCCCGGGGAAAUCGCGCAUCCCCCAGCGCAGCGCAGCGCAGCGCAGGGGCUUUGCUGGGGAGACCAGACCUUGCCCCGGGCCUGGCCGGGACCAGCCCAUCAUGGCUCCUGGGGGAUUCCAGCUUCGCCGCAGCAACAGGGCCGGCCCCGGGCCCCGGCUGGUGCGGCUCUGCCUGCUCUGGGGCGCGCUCUGCAGCCCGGGCGGCGCCGGCUUCAACCUGGACACCAGAUUCCUGGUCCUGAAGCGGGGUGGGACCGACGGCAGCUUCUUCGGCUUCUCGGUGGCGCUGCACCACCAGACGGACGGGCAGGAGCGAUACCUGCUGCUGACCGGCGCGCCCCAGGACGUGGCGCCUGGGACGGAGAAUGCCACGCGGACGGGGGCCGUGUACUCCUGCCCCCUGAGUGUCUCCACGAAUGACUGCGAGCGAGUGGACAUCGAGGAGAAGAGUGAACCACGGAAGAACAUCAUUGAGGACAUGUGGCUGGGGGUGACCAUCGCUAGCCAGAGACAGCCCUCGGGGAGAGUGCUGGCCUGCGCUCACCGAUACGCCAGGGUCCUGAUGUCUGGCAACGAAGAGCAGCAUCGCAUGGUGGGGAAAUGCUACGUCCGCGGCAAUGACCUGCAGCUGGAGCUGGCUGAUGACUGGCAGACCUACCACAACGAGAUGUGCAACUCCAACACCGAGGAGACGGGCAUGUGCCAGAUGGGCACCAGCGGCGGCUUCACCGCCAACACCGUCUACUUUGGGGCGCCUGGCGCCUACAACUGGCAAGGGACGAACUACGUGCUCCAGCGAGAAAGCUGGGACCUGGUCGACUUCUCCUACCCCAACCAUAAGAACGGCAACAUCUACAUAGGCUACACGGUCCAAGCCGCCAGCGCCGUCCUGCACCGGAACCAGGUGACCCUUGUCACUGGAGCUCCCCGCCACCAGCACGCGGGCGCCGUGUACCUGCUGACGAACGUCUCCCGCAACACCCUGGAGAGGAGCCUGGUGCUGCCUGGGGAGCAGGUGGGCUCCUACUUCGGGAGCGCCAUCGCCCUGGCGGACCUCGAUAACGAUGGGUGGCAGGACCUGGUGAUUGGGGCCCCGUACUAUUUUGAGCGGAAACAUGAGGUGGGCGGCGCUGUCUACGUGUACAUGAAUGAGGCCGGCAGCUUCCAGAUCCGGCCCAGCCUGGUUCUGAAGGGACCCAGCAACUCGGCCUUCGGCUUCGCCGUGGCCAGCAUCGGGGACGUCAACCAGGACGGCUUCCAGGAUAUCGCCAUCGGGGCUCCCUUCGAGGGCCCGGGCAAGGUCUACAUCUACCACAGCAGCUCAGGGGGGCUGGUGGCCAAGCCCCGGCAGGUGAUCAGCGGGGCAGAGCUGGGCCCAUCCGGCAUCCAGACCUUCGGGUACUCCCUGAGUGGGGGGCUGGACGUAGACGGAAAUUCCUACCCCGAUCUGCUGGUGGGGAGCUUGUCAGAGCAGAUAGCUCUGCUCAGAGCUCGACCUGUGAUCAACAUCCUGAACAAAACCUUCACGGUGAUCCCCAGCGUGGUGGACCCGGCCAAGUGCACCCCAAACUCCUGCAUCCAGGUGCAGAUCUGCUUCUCCUACAACCAGAGUGCUGGGGACCCCAAGUACAAGGAGCAAAUCAACUUGCUGUACACCCUGGAGGCUGACAAAGACCGGCGCCCGGCCCGGGUGAGGUUUGCUGGGACGCACUCCGCUCUUUACAAGGGCGUCUUCGCCAUGCCAGCCACCAAGUGCCAUGACCUGCAGCUCCUCCUGCUGGAGAACAUCCGGGACAAGAUGCAUCCCAUAGCGCUGCACAUGAACUACGCCCUGGAGGAGAAGACCAGGCGCUUCCAGCUGGGGCCCCGCUCCCUCAACGCCUUCCCCGUCCUGAAUGAGGAUCAGCCCCGGGAGAACCACACCGAGAUUAACUUCCAGAAAGAAUGCGGCCUGGACAACAAGUGUAACAGCAACCUGCAGCUGCAGUGCGCCUUCGUCAACGAGCAGAACCAGCCGCUGCCCCGGCUGAACGGGACCCAGGUGCUGCAGUACAGCCGGGACGUCAGGAAGCUGCACCUGAGCGUCAACGUCACCAACGCCCCCUCGACGAGCACCAACGGCGAGGACGCCCACGAGGCCCUGCUCAACAUCACCGUGCCCCCUGCCCUGCUGCCCUCCUCCGUCCGGCCCAGUGGCGCCUGCACCUUUGAGGAGACGGUGCUGUGUGACCUGGGAAACCCCUUCAAGAAGAACCAGAGGGCAGAGCUGAUCAUCACCUUCGAAGCCAUCAACAUCACCCUGGACACCCGCGAGGUCAUGGCCCAGCUCCAGCUCUCCACGCUGAGUUACCAGGAGGAUCUGCAGCCAGUGUGGGCCGAGCUGCUCGUGGACUACACCGUCCAGGCGUCUCUCACCAUGACGUCCCGGCCCCUCCAGACGUCCUUCAGCGGGAAGGUGAUGGGGGAGUCGGCCAUGAAGAGCGAGCUGGAUGUGGGGAGCCCGGUCAGGUUCGAUUUCCAGGUGAGCACCAAGGGGGAGUCUCUGGGCUCGCUGGGCACCAUCGUCCUGGGCUUCGAGUGGCCCUACGAAAUCCACAACGGCAAAUGGCUGCUGUACCCCACGGAGAUCCUCGUGAGCGGCAAGGGGAGCUGGCGCUGCCGGCCACCGGGGGGCGUCAUCAACCCCCUCAACCUCACCCUCCUGGAUGGUGGCGCCUCCGCCCGGCAGAAGCGCGACCUGGAGGCGGCGCUGCAGACCCACCCCCCCGUCACCCUCGCUGCCUCCAAGAAAGCCAAGUCGGAAACGCUGCUGAGCUGCUCCAAGGGGACGUCCCACUGCAUCUGGUUCCAGUGCCCCAUCCGGGACGCCAGGCACGUAACGAACGUCAGCGUCCGAGCACGGGUGUGGAACAGCACCUUCAUCGAGGAGUUCAGUGACUUCGACCGUGUCAAGGUGACGGGGCUGGCGACGCUGUUCCUCAAGACGAACGUUCCCACCGUCAACAUGAAGAACCACACGGUGCAGUUCUUCGUGGACAUCGACUCGGAGCUGGUCGAGGAGCAGCCGGCGGAGAUCGAGCUGUGGCUGGUGCUUGUGGCGGUAGGGGCAGGGCUGCUGCUGCUGGGGCUGAUCAUCCUGCUGCUGUGGAAGUGCGACUUCUUCAAGCGGACCCGCUAUUACCGGGUCAUGCCCAAGUACCACGCGGUGCGGAUCCGCCAGGAGGAGCGCUACCGGCCUGCUGACGGCUUCCUGCCCCGGAAGCACAAGAAACACUGGGUAACAAACUGGCAGGAGUCGGAGAAGUACUACUGACCCCUCCCUCCCCGUCCCGCCACCCCGUCUGCUCGGCUUGCUCCUGUGACCACGUCGCUGCUGGGUGUAAAUAGCCCAGGGACCAGCCCCCUGCCAGCGAGGGACAUGUUAUUUAUGCUACGUUAUACAACCGCAUAGAACGGCAACCCCAACGCUUUCUCGAGGGGCUGGGAGAAAGCUACACAUCCUGGGGAGCAGCCGUGCAACACGAGACCCGGCAGUGGGAACACGAGGGGCUUUUUGUUUUGCACAAAUGGAUUAUUUCACACAUAUAGACACACUCUUCUACCUGGGCACAAUUGCUGUGUGUUCUGUCUGGGCCCCAGCCCUCACCCAGCUCUCGCGCUCUCUGUCACGCUCACCUGUACGGCAAAGUGCCUCCUUACGCACAGACAGCGUGUGGUCUCGCACAACCCCGCUGCAUCUCGGCUGUGCCCUUGUGCACGCACGGGUGGGUCUUACCCGAUGCUCUUGGGUGCACAGAGCAAUGUUUUGCCUGCCCUUUCCACACACCCCCCGUGCGCGCACACGUGCGGAGAUGAUCUCUUGUGCAAUCAAGUCCCCGCACACACUUGGAAGCUUACGGCAUUUUGCUGUGGGUUGUGCCAAGACCCCGAGCCGCCCACGAGCCACAUGGCUUCCCCUCCACCCCCGUCCCACGCUUGCACGCAGAUGACUAGUGUACGGUGCCCAGCCUCCCGCUUCAACUCUUUGCACACGGACGCUCCUCCUCCUCCUGGAUCCGUCUGCACGCACGGCCACUCGUGCACGAACUCACUUGCACCGAUUCACGCGUGUGGUGGCGGACGCAGCACACAGACGCUCACCCUGACCCGGGCGCUCCUUGGUGCACAUUCAUGGUCGCCGCUGCUUCCCGGCACACGCCCGCGCUCAGCCUCUGGCAGGUUGCUCCCUGUUAAGCCCUGACCCUGGCAUUCUGCACCUGGACAGAAGAGGGGAAGUGGCUCCAAUACUCGGAACCCCCUGCCCCUGCCAAGGCAACGCCUCUCAGCCUCAUCACGGCCCCCUCUGUGCGCCGCACUGGACACUGGAUGUUUUGCCACUGGAGUUUCUUCUGUGAGUGCUACUGGUACCUUUCCCUGCUUGUCCCCUGGCCGUUCUUUGGUGGAGCGGGGAGCAGCUGUUCUCCGGGGGAGCCGCUUGUUCCUGGGGUGCGGCUCACGGAGAGCCAUGCUUUUGGUCUGGGAAGGGUGGACGUUGUGGGGGGAGGCAGGGGCAGGUUUUGUCAUCGCCGCGGGAUGGUCCCUCCCCAUCGCCUUGCAAGCAGCAGGUCUCGGCUCCCCUUCAAGGAUGGGACAGGUAAGGGCUCUUUUCGCCCGGGGCUUUGCUGUGUAACCAGCCUGAUCCUUACUGAAUCCUCUGAAGGAACAGACUCUGGGCCCCGUGAGCCCCAACUCUCACCCCCCACCCCCACCCCGAGGCUGCAGGCUGGGAUCUCGCUUUGAGCCUUAAAACGCAGGGGCUGAUUUGAAUCUACCGCAGCCUUGAUCCCUGUGGGGCGUUAUGCCUCACCCGCUGCCCUACCCCUCCCGUUAGCCCUGCUGGAGCCGAUGCAGCGACAGGAGAAUCGGCUCGGAGUCCUGCUGAACCUGCCCGUGGCUAGGGAGGUGCUAAGUGGGGGGAGCCUCCCGGCUCUUUGUAGCUGCAGCACCAGCCUCCGCCCCUUCGUGCUCCCCACUUUCUGGUGGCUGGAUCUGCUUAAGCCUAGAGCCGGUGGUCCCCUCUCCAGCUUCUCCUAGGGAGCAGCACAGGGCCUGACCCCAAGGGUCCUACAACAGGAAAGGCCUGGCCUGGGAUGCUGUCCCAGAGUUAACGCUGAUCCUGCCACUGCGUCGCUGUUUAGCUGCGAGACGCCACCUGGGUCCUGCCCCGGUCAGCGCGCUGCUGCCCCCACGUGGCACCCUCGGCUUGCUGCAGGCAUCACCGGGCCUCCCUUUCCCAUCCCAGCCGUGCAGCUGAGUUUUCGUGCUAUAGCUCCGUCGGCUGGAACGUUCCAUUCCCAGCACGCCCUAGCCGCUGGCCACGGUCCGCUGCCGCGCUCUUGCUGGGGGACAUUCUUGCAGGCAUCACACAAUGCUUUAAUGGGGGGGUGUCACCCUGGUUUACAAUAAUGGAGCCUGCAAGACUGACGGUUUCCUACGCUGACCACUCUCUGACACUCCCUCGGUGCCCUCGGCUGGGGGUAUUAAAUUAUUAAGCGUGUAUUUGGGGUUGGGUUGUUGUUUUUUUUGCUGUUGAUCACUGGAGUUCGUUUCUUUUAUGGUACUGGAGGUCUGGAGUCACUGCGCCUUGAUGUGAAUAUGCUUGAGCAGUUAUGAUGGUGUCAAAUAAAAAUUGCUCCUUGAUUUGUAA